Oryza sativa Japonica Group (Japanese rice) is the source of this 3005-nucleotide messenger RNA. The record is from RefSeq and is a predicted model, not a curated record. NCBI's taxonomy places the organism in Eukaryota, Viridiplantae, Streptophyta, Magnoliopsida, Poales, Poaceae.
AUGCAUUUCCUCGGGCGAUGCAGCUAGUACUGUCAAGGAAAGUGAAAUGAACCAAGAAGCUUCUGUGGGGGACCAAGGGAUGUAUUACUACGGAUAUUAUUAUCCUGCCUCAUUUGGAGGAUAUGAUGAGAAUGGCUACUUCGUUGGAUACAAUGGACUGGAGGUGCACCCUACAGUAAGUGAUCAACUAGCAUACUUUAUCAAGUAUGGUAUAUGCCUUUUCUACAGUAUUUACAAGUGGUUCUAUCUAAAAUCGAAACAAUGGUGCACUCAGUACAUCUCUGUGGUGGCAUGGUGGUACCGACAAGCUUUGAACCUAUUUGCUGUCAUCUUCCCUUUGCUACGUUUGGGAAAGUGGCCAACAUUUUUCUUUAGUACCACUCGUUAUUCUUCAAUUGUUAUCCUUGUGCCAGAAAAGUAUCCUGCACAGUUUUAUGAUAUUUUUUGCUGCGCUGUUGUAAGCACAACAUAUGCUUUCAUGAGCAAAAGAUUAAUUUACCGUAAUGAUUGAAUAAACAAAGCUGACUAUUUUUUUCUUUUUGCCAAAGGAAGUAAACUUCCAGCCUCUGCAUCAACUAAGGAUGCACUCGGGCCAUAUCUGUGGCAUCAGGAUUUAAACCUUGGUAGGUGGAGUCAUGCACUUACGACUCCACCAUAUCAAUGGUGCUUCCCCAAACGAUGAUGUGUAUAAUAAACAAAGCUGAAUGAUGGAGCACUUUUAUGUUCCAUGCUAUACAAGAAUUUGUGGUGGUUCAAGGUGAUAAUGGGUCUUAUUUGUGUUAUCUUCCGGGGUAUGAAAAUGGAUAUACUUAUAGCCCGAUUGUUCCUGGAGUUAUUGCUGGUGUGGAUGGUCAAUAUAUCAGCAAAGAGCCAUAUUAUUCUACAAUUUCUAUGCAGGACCCUAGCACACCUGGCAUUUUUGCUCAACCAGUUGCUUAUGGACCUGAGCUAGUCCCUGCAUACACAUGGGAUCCUUCUUUUGCCCUUCUUGAUGGGGUUCAGGGACGUCCUGUUGGUGUGCAUCAAACAAAUUACCCUGCAAGACCAAAAUACUCUUCUAAUAAGCUUCCUUCAUCAAAAGCUUCCCGGAACACUAAGUCUGCAUCAGAUACCAUCAAAGGAUCAUCAUCAGCUCUAGACACGAUGUCAACUUCUGCUAAUGGCUAUCCAUCCUCGAAGACUGCAAACAAGGCAUCUGGUGCUUCCAUUUCAAAAGGGUAUCCUCUGUCUAGCAAGUUUGCGGUGCAUACUAACCAAGGAAAAGACAAUCUUUACCAAAGUAAAGACAUUGGUAUGAAGGAAAGUGGUAGAAGCUGGAACAGUACUGAGAAGCUCAAGGCCAGAAGUAAGCUAAAUGGAUAUGGUGACUGUGAUAUAUCAGAUAACCUCACUGAUAACUCCAAAAAUAGUUUGAGCCCUCAAGGUGGUCAUUAUGGACUAUCAAGUGCAGGGGGGGGCAAUGAUGUUACACCUUCACCUGUUGCAAUGAGCCGAGAUGCAUAUAAUCUUCCAGAUUUUGUUACGAAGUAUGAUCAAGCUUUAUUCUUUGUGAUUAAAUCUUAUAGCGAGGAUGAUAUUCACAAGAGCAUUAAGUACAAUGUCUGGGCAAGUACUCCUAAUGGAAAUAAAAGGCUUGACAAUGCCUUUAAACUUGCACAAGAAAGAGUUGCUGAGAAAGGAACCAAAUGUCCUAUGUUCCUUUUCUUCUCUGUGAACGCAAGUGGCCAGUUCUGCGGCGUGGCUGAGAUGGUCGGUCCGGUAGAUUUCAACAGGAAUAUGAACUUCUGGCAGCAGGACAAGUGGAAUGGAUUUUUCCCAGUAAAAUGGCACAUUAUCAAGGAUGUGCCUAAUCCACAAUUUCGCCACAUAAUACUGGAGAACAACGAAAACAAACCUGUGACAAACAGCAGGGAUACACAAGAGGUCAAGUUUCCACAAGGUUCAGAGAUGCUGAACAUUUUCAAGAACUUUUCAUGUAAAACGUCAAUAUUGGAUGACUUUGACUUCUAUGAAAAUAGGCAGAAAGUAAUGCAGGACAGAAGAGGCAAGCCACUUGCUACAACAUUGGAUCACCCCAUGUUAAAAGUUGAAAAACCUGAAGAAACUAAGAGGCCAAGUCAAUUUGUAAGUACAGUGGAUCUUGAUACAGCCAAACCAGAUGAAGUGGUGUUUGACAAGAUUGCAACAGAACUCGAUACAGCCAAGCUAAGUGAGGAGCAGAUCAACAAAGUUGAAGUGGAAAUUGGCACAACUAACAGUAGUGAGUAGCAGAGAAGGGUUGCAGAGGAUGAAUUACAGGAUGGGUACUUGAGCUAGAAACAUAAGAGAUGAUUUCAGAAACGGGCUUCCUACUUCAAACAAUUAACUUGCUGUGUGAAACGUUGAGAAUCCUUGGCACUCGUCCACUUCUAAAUGCAAGCGGAAAAAGAGGAACCAAAGGAAAAGAGGAACCAUGGUGCUGUCUUCCCAUGAGAAUGCUCGAUGACUGGGAAGAGGUUACAAGACAACUAACUAGAUAUCUACUGAUCAUGCGUGUGUUACUACCUCUGCCGCUAGCCGCUAACGCUCAAUUCUCCCUCGUCUAUUUUUCAGCUUGGAGGGAAGAAUUUUUCCUUUUUGCCUUAUGUCAUGCCUUUUUUUAUUUGUCUAAUAAUACUGCUGGGGUCUUUGUAAGCAGUCUAGUUUGAUCCAAAGAAGCAAGUUCAUCAUGGUUAGGCGUGUUUCAGUGAAGGUUUGUAGGUGGUUGUGGUUGGGUUGUCAUUUGGGGUUGUAGAGGUUUAUUUAAGACAAGUUUUAGGUACUGACAUUGAAGGUGGGAAAAAGAAAAGGAAUAAGUUUUUGGACUUGCUUUACAUUAUUGUUUUAGGUACUGUCCUUUGUAUCACAAUCUUCCAUUAACAAGACAAAGAACAAAAAAGAUAGCUGUUAAUUUAUACUCCUUUCAGCCUUCUCAGAUAGGCAGAUACCACUUCUUUCAGCCUUGCUAUGAACCUUUCGUUUUCGCU